UGCGCCUCUCUUUUAAAUUCGUAUAAAAGGGCGCCUGCUAAAACGGGAAUAACCGCUUCAAUUAUGAACCUGCGCAAACCAAAAACCAACUCCCUUCCUAUGCAGAAAACCAUUGCAUCUGCAGCGUUUCAAUUGGGGAAUUCAUUCCUUCCAGAGUUGAUCAAGUUAUUGUAAGAAACUAUAUACAAUCCGCAGAAGAAAAAAAGCUUUUCGUGGCGAAGUGCGUAAUUUGUGUUGUGGAAAAUGGAAUCGAAGCAUAUGAUGAUGUCCGCAUUGGGUGUGGGCAUAGGAGUCGGAGUAGGGCUUGGAUUGGCGUCGGGUACGCAAGCAGUUGGCAAAUGGGCCGGUGGCGGUGCCGAUGCGAACGGCUUGUCGCCGCUGAUCAUGGAGGAGGAGAUGAUAGCGCUCAUCGGCAACGGAAGGGAUUACAAUGUCACCUUCGAUCAAUUCCCCUACUAUCUAAGUGAACAAACAAAGGCCUUGUUAACAAGUGCUGCUUUUGUUCAUUUGAAGAAAGCCCAUUUCUCUAAGCACACACGAAAUCUAUCUCCUGCAAGUCGAGCAAUUUUGCUGUCUGGAACCACAGAAAUGUAUCACCAAAUGCUUGCUAAGGCUUUAGCUCACUUUUUCGAGGCCAAGCUGUUGUUAUUAGAUGCAAACGACUUUUCUUUGAAGAUUCAGAGCAAGUAUGGAUGUUCUAGUGAAGCUUCUUUUAAAAGGUCAACAUCAGAAGCUACAUUGAGCCGAAUGUCUGAAUUAUUUGGAUCAUUUGCAAUGCUUCAGCCUAGAGAGGAGAGGAGAGGACUGAGCAGACAAAGUAGUGGAGUCAAUCUUUCAUCAUAUGGACAGGAAGGCCCUUCUCCUGCAAGGCUGCGAAGGAAUGCAUCUGCCUCAGCAAACUUGAAUAAUCUUGCUUUGAAUACACUUGGAAAUUCAGCCCCACCCAAGCGUGCAGUGGGCUGGUGUUUCAAUGAGAAGCUUUUUAUACAGACACUUUACAAGGUUCUUACCAAAGUAUCAAAUAUCAAUCCCAUUAUACUUUAUCUUAGGGAUGUCGAGCAACUUUUUGGCAGAUCCCAGAAACUGUAUAUAAUGUUCCAGAAAAUGUUGAAGAAAUUGUCAGGAUCCGUACUGAUCCUUGGUUCAAGGAUUGUUAACCAAGAAGAUGACUACACAUCAGUUGAUGAGAAAAUUUCAUCAUUAUUCCCUUAUAAUAUUGAAAUUAGACCCCCAACCGAUGAAAAUAAUCUUGUAAGCUGGAAGGCUAAACUAGAGGAGGACAUGAAGAUGUUCCAAUACCAGGACAACAAGAAUCAUAUAACUGAGGUUCUUGCUGCUAAUGACAUUGCCUGUGAUGAUUUGGGUUCUAUUUGUAUGGUUGACACGAUGGUUCUUAGCAACUAUAUUGAAGAAAUUGUGGUAUCAGCUAUCUCAUACCAUUUGACAAAUGUCAAGGAGCCCGAAUACAGAAAUGGGAAACUUGUUAUAUCCUCGUCAAGCCUAUCCCAUGGGUUAGGUAUAUUUCAGGAAGGUAAAUCUUAUGGAAAUGACACCAUGAAGCUUGAAGCGCAAGUUGAACAGCCAAAGGUGACAUCAGAUGGAGCUGCUUCAGCACUAGUGGCUGAAACAAAAUCCGUGACAACUGCACCUGAAAGCAAGAGUGAAGAACUCCCAGCAUCAAAGGCUCCUGAAGUCCCACCGGACAAUGAAUUUGAAAGACUUAUCCGGCCAGAAGUCAUACCAGCGAGUGAAAUUGGUGUGACAUUUGCAGAUAUAGGAGCCUUAGAUGAUAUAAAAGAUUCCCUUCAGGAAUUAGUGAUGCUACCGCUUAGAAGACCCGACCUUUUUGAAGGUGGCCUUUUGAAACCAUGUAGGGGAAUACUGCUUUUCGGGCCUCCUGGUACGGGGAAGACUAUGCUGGCCAAAGCCAUAGCUAACGAAGCUGGAGCAAGCUUUAUCAAUGUUUCUAUGUCUACUAUAGCUUCCAAGUGGUUUGGUGAAGAUGAAAAGAAAGUUCGAGCAUUAUUCACUCUUGCAGGAAAGGUAUCCCCAACCAUAAUUUUUGUGGACGAAGUUGACAGUAUGCUUGGUCAGCGAAACAAAAGUGGGGAGCAUGAAGCCAUGCGAAAGAUUAAGAAUGAAUUCAUGACUCAUUGGGAUGGUCUACUGACAAACCCUGGUGAGAGAAUUCUGGUUCUAGCUGCAACCAAUAGGCCAUUCGAUCUUGAUGAAGCAAUCAUCAGGCGCUUUGAGAGAAGAAUUAUGGUUGGUUUACCGUCUGUGGAGAACAGAGAGAAGAUUUUGAAGACGCUAUUGUCAAAAGAUAAAGCCGAAGGAUUGGACUUUACAGAGCUUGCAACAAUGACAGAAGGAUACAGCGGAAGUGAUUUAAAGAACUUGUGUAUAACUGCUGCAUACCGACCUGUUCGCGAGUUAAUAAAGCAAGAACGACUGAAAGAUCAGAAGCGUAAAGCUGAAGAAGUUCAGCAGUCUGGUGACAAUUCAAAUAAAACGGAGAGGGUAAUCAAUAUCAGGCCAUUGACCAUGCAAGAUUUGAAAGAAGCAAAAAAUCAGGUUGCACCUAGCUUUGCAAGUGAAGGGUCCAUAAUGUCAGAGUUGAAGCAAUGGAACGACUUACACGGGGAAGGUGGUUCGAGGAAAAAAGAACAACUAUCUUACUUCUUGUAGGAUGUAGGUUGUGUUUUGAAGCAUUCUAUAGUCGUAUUUAAAGAACAAUAUAUGUUGUUUUUGAAGGUGAUUGCAGAAUUCUCGUGCAAUUUGUGACACUCAGCUUGUUGUAGGUUAUGUAUUAAGGCAUUCCUAGCUACAGCUUUAGGGAAAUAGAAACUACUUCAAAAUGUGUUCUUGCUUGUUAAAUAUGUAAGCUCUGUCAAAGUUGAAGUUGAAGAGUCGUUACAGCCGUAGAUGUUAGUUGCGUGUUGCAUGUAAUUUAGAAAAAAAUAUGAAUUUAUAUACAUUUUAAUAGAUUUUUAUUAUUAGUCUAA
Salvia miltiorrhiza (redroot sage) is the source of this 3005-nucleotide messenger RNA. Its product is annotated as ribosome biogenesis ATPase RIX7-like. Gene Ontology annotation, cellular component: mitochondrial outer membrane. The transcript has 16 exons. Lineage: Eukaryota; Viridiplantae; Streptophyta; Magnoliopsida; Lamiales; Lamiaceae. Gene Ontology annotation, molecular function: ATP binding; ATP hydrolysis activity. Bases 244 to 2688 code for a protein of 814 amino acids. The record is from RefSeq and is a predicted model, not a curated record.